Molecule: messenger RNA, 726 nt
Organism: Rotaria sordida
Lineage: Eukaryota; Metazoa; Rotifera; Eurotatoria; Philodinida; Philodinidae
Source: the annotation of a GenBank genome assembly
AUGAAACGGACAAUUACCGAUAAGAAUAACACAUUAACAUCAUUAGCUUUAGUUUCCUUAGAUGCAUAUAUUGUACAUAUUAACAAAAUUACAAAAAAUAAUACAAAUGAUAAUCACCAUUAUUCAUUUAUUUUAUGUAUUGAAGAUCAAUCUACAGUUCGAGUUGUCAAAUAUUUAUCCAAAGUUCCAUCUUGUUUGUUAUAUAAUCGAUUAAGAGAAUCAUUAAGAAGUGGUCGAGGAGCUACAAUUACUUCGUUACGUGAGCAAAACAAUCAAUAUACUUGUACGGUGUCUACAAAGGUAAUUGAUAAAGACUUAAACUUUCGACCCGAGUGUAUUCGUGUAAAAAAUAUCAAUAUCUUAAAAAACGAAACAAACGAUAAAUUAUGCACAGUAGAAGCACAAAUUUGUGCUAUUAGUGAUGAAAUUGCAGUUGUUUUUGAAGAGAAUGAAUUUAAACGCGUUCAAAAAAUAAAAAAAAAUAUAAUUAUUGGUGAUGGGACUGGAGCAUUAGAAAUGAGUGUAUGGGAGAAUCAUUUUAAUGAAAUAGAACUAGGCAAAUCAUAUCAUAUUCGAUUACUGAAAAUACGAAUAUAUAAUGAUCAAAUAUCAUUAACUACCACAACAGAAACAUCCGAAAUAACCGGUAUAAUUAGUGAUAUAUCAAUAGUUAAAGAUAAUGAAUCAUCUCAUGAAAGUACGUUAAAUAUUAUGUUCACUUCAUGA